This is a messenger RNA of Aspergillus ibericus CBS 121593, 778 nucleotides long. Its product is annotated as mitochondrial 54S ribosomal mL53 protein. The record is from RefSeq and is a predicted model, not a curated record. The coding region runs from base 150 to 470 and encodes 106 amino acids. Lineage: Eukaryota; Fungi; Ascomycota; Eurotiomycetes; Eurotiales; Aspergillaceae. The transcript has 2 exons.
GGUGAUUAUUUUCUCCGGUCACGAUCGAUCCCAUUCACUAAUAAUCCACGCCAUUACACGAUACCCUGUCGCGAUCAAUUGAUCUAACUCACUCUAUCCCUCUUGCUCUAAACCCCCAACCCCCAAGCCCUCUACAAAGCACCACCAAAAUGACCAUCCCCCUCUCAACAAUCGCCACCUUCCGCACAACCUUCAACCCCUUCGUCCGCUCCGCCCGUCCCUGUCGUCUCAUCCUCUCUCUGCUCCGCAACCCCACCACCACCCCGGCCUCCAGCUCCGGCCACAUCGAUAUCAAAGUCACCCAGCUCCCGCGCCACUCGACGCAAGAACCCGAGCUGACGAUAGGCUUCAAGAAUGGCAAGGAAUUGAAGAUCGAGGUCGGCAAGCGUCAGAUGAAGGUCGGGGAUGUUAUUGAGGAGAUUGCCCGUGUCGGGCGUGCGAUUGCCAGGGAGGAGGCGCUGAAGUCUUGAUCGUAUACAUUUGGGGUGUUUUUGUUCUUUUUCUGUGUUUGCGAUUUAGACGAUGCGAGCUUGUGAAGCAUGGCGUGGCAUGGCAUGGCAUGGCACGGCUUGGCUUCGGUGGGCUUUGGGGUUGUUUGCCGGGCCGAUUCGAGACGACGGCGGGAUUGAUGGGUUUCUGGGACGGGUUCGGUGCUGUUUAUGGCACAUGGUGGGUGGUAAGGUGGUCCUGAGCGGCUGCCAUGUCGGUCUAUCUGUACUAUCAUGUUCUCUAUGUGUAUGUGUAUAUAUUAGCCAUUGAGUGAUACUCCGUUUUUGCC